This is a messenger RNA of Cyprinodon tularosa, 1799 nucleotides long. RefSeq names its product galactokinase 2 (gene galk2). The record is from RefSeq and is a predicted model, not a curated record. The coding region runs from base 193 to 1569 and encodes 458 amino acids. The transcript has 10 exons. Gene Ontology annotation, cellular component: cytosol; cytoplasm. Gene Ontology annotation, molecular function: galactokinase activity; ATP binding. NCBI's taxonomy places the organism in Eukaryota, Metazoa, Chordata, Actinopteri, Cyprinodontiformes, Cyprinodontidae. Gene Ontology annotation, biological process: galactose metabolic process; carbohydrate phosphorylation.
CUUCCGCCUCCUGCCUCUGCAGCUGUUCCUGAGUCGGCUCUAAUGAAAGAAACGUCAUUUAGGCAGCGCUUCAGCUGAUCGGAGGUCAGCAGUUUCCAAUCCGGGAGUCCCGGUCUGCUGACAGUCACCAGGCGGUGGGAAUAUUUCGACGAGAAACUGAUUAAAAACCCAAUAAUCUCUGCGAAGGUAAACAUGGCCUCCUGUCCACCCAAAAGCAAGUUUAAGAUAACUUCUAAUGAGAGGCUGAAAGAAUUAAAAGAAAAGUUUGAAGCAAAGUUUGGAGAAUCUCCUCUCUUCUAUGCAUGUGGACCUGGAAGGGUAAAUCUAAUAGGGGAGCACAUCGACUACUGCGGUUAUUCGGUCCUGCCAAUGGCUAUUGAGCAGAGCAUCCUGGCAGCCGUGUCGGUGAACAACUCCGGGAUGAUCCAGCUGGCAAACACUAAUCCUCAGUACCAGGAUUUUAAAGUGUCCUGCUCAGAAGAGAUCAUCAUAGACAGAGAAAAUCCAAAGUGGUAUUUUUAUUUUCUCUGCGGUGUUAAAGGUAUCCAGGAGAAGUUUGGGAUCACUCAUUUAGCUGGGAUGUCCUGUGUUGUGGAUGGAACCAUUCCUCCCAGUUCCGGUCUCUCCAGUUCAAGCGCCUUAGUUUGUUGUUCAGGCCUCUUGACUAUGGAGGCGAACCAAAAGUCUCUUUCUAAGGUGGCUCUAGCUGAGAUAUGUGCCAAAAGUGAGCGCUACAUCGGGACAGAGGGAGGAGGCAUGGACCAGUCAAUCUCAUUCCUGGCAGAGGAAGGAACUGCAAAGCUGAUCGAGUUCCAGCCUCUGAGGGCCACCGACGUCCGGCUCCCAGAAGGGGCGGUGUUCGUGAUCUCCAACUGCUGCGUCGAGAUGAACAAAGCUGCUUCUUCUCACUACAACAUCCGUGUGGUUGAGUGUCGGAUCGCAACAAAGAUGUUGGCGCUGUCAAAAGGUCUGGAUCCGAGCCGAAUGUUGAAGCUCUCUCAGGUUCAGACGGAGCUGAAGGCCUCCCUGGACGAGAUGUUGGUCCUGGUGGAUGAGGUGUUGCAUCCUGAUCCAUACAGCCGCGAGGAGAUCUGCAAGGUGCUGGGAAUCACCUCGGAGCAGUUCUGCACAGAGCUGCUGAGCGCCAACACUCAAAAUGUAACGCAUUUUAAGCUUUACCAGCGAGCUAAGCAUGUGUACGGCGAAGCUGCGCGCGUGCUGAAGUUUCAGUGCGUGUGCGACGCCGGAUCUGCCGAGUCUCUCCAGCUGCUGGGGGAACUGAUGAACCAGAGCCACGCGAGCUGCAGGGACCUGUACGAGUGCAGCUGUGCAGAACUAGAUCAGCUAGUGGACGUCUGUCUGAAGUCUGGAGCCAUUGGCUGUAGGUUGACAGGAGCAGGCUGGGGAGGCUGUGCCGUCUCCAUGGUUCCCAGUGAAAAGGCGGAGGGCUUCCUAAAAGCCGUCAGAGAGGCCUACUACAUGUCAGACCCACGCAGAGCUUCCAUGGAAAAACAAAGUUUGUUUGUGACGAAGCCGGGGGGAGGAGCUGCAGUUCUACUGGAGGAGUAAAACCUCAAACCCACCAAUGUUUACUUUGCAAACUUUAUUUUUCUAAUCGGCUUGAAGAGCUGGGAAUAAUUGUGCUUUAUGUUUUAGCUCAUUUUACAGAUGGGAACACGAGGGAAUCAAUAUACACUGCUGUGAUUUGUAUUUGCUUGAAUUUCUUUUUGUAAUUUUGUUUUUUAUUCUGAGAGAUGAUGUCAAAUGAACCCUUUGAAAAUAAAACUAAACCAUAUAUU